This is a messenger RNA of Hyaena hyaena (striped hyena), 1722 nucleotides long. RefSeq names its product butyrophilin-like protein 10. Gene Ontology annotation, molecular function: signaling receptor binding. The transcript has 9 exons. Gene Ontology annotation, biological process: regulation of cytokine production; T cell receptor signaling pathway. The record is from RefSeq and is a predicted model, not a curated record. Lineage: Eukaryota; Metazoa; Chordata; Mammalia; Carnivora; Hyaenidae. Gene Ontology annotation, cellular component: external side of plasma membrane.
ACCAGAAUCUCCCUGGGAAGACCUACAGCCACACUACGUGGAAAGGUCUCUCUGUCUCCAGCAGGCAUGACAAACACACAAGGUCGAGGUAUAUUUCCACCCAGCUUCUCCGUUGUCUUCCUCCUCCUGCAGCUUCUGUCCUGCAGCGUCUCUGCAAACGGGAAAGCUGAUUUCUAUGUCCUUGGACCUGGCCAACCAGUCCUGGCUGUGGUGGGGGAAAGUGUGGAGUUGCAAUGCCGUCUGUCCCUCAAUAUCAGCGCAGAGCUCAUGGAGGUGCGGUGGUACAGGGAGCAGGAGUCCCCAGCUGUGCACCUGCACAAGGGAGGCAGGGAUGUGCCUGAAGAGCAGAUGAGGCAGUACCAGGGCAGGACGACCUUUAUGACUGCCGGGCUGACCCACGGCCGAGCCGCACUGACCGUACACAACAUCACCGUGUUCGAUAACGGGACCUUCCACUGCAAGUUCAAAGAUGAUGUGGUGUCUGAGAACACCACACUGUGGCUGAGGGUGGCAGGGCUGGGCUCUGAGCCCAGAAUCCAAGUGCGAGCUGGCCGGGGUGAAGGUAUCAGGGCAGAGUGCACCUCGGAGGGCUGGUACCCAGAGCCCCAGGUGGAGUGGAGAGACUUCAGGGGACAGGCCGUAUCUUCCAUGACCAACCUCACAGUGUCGCCAACAACGGGCCUCUUUGCAGUGGUGUCCAACGUGACCGUCCAGGACAGGGACGUGGGGGGCCUCUUUUGCUCCAUCUCCAGCCCCCUCCUCCAAGAGUGGAAGGAGGCCAAGAGCCAACUUCCCGACCCUCUUUUAGAUCAUUUGUCCAAAAGUUUCCUGUCAAUGGCAUUGAGGACAGUGCUGCCUGUGAUCCUCACUGUGGUGGGGCUUGUAGCUCCUGGAGCCAUCUAUCUUAUGCGGAAAUGUCAGAGAGACAGGAAUAGAGUGCAGCUGGAAGAAGCAAGACAGUGAAAAGAAGAGGAGGAGCAGCUGUCCCCAGGCUGGCCAGAGGAUGUCAUCUACGUGAGCCCAUCCCUGGACCCAGACACUGCAAGCCCCAAGCUUGUUCUUUCUGAGGACAGGAAGACUGUGAGGCGACUGCUCUUUGAACAGGAGCAGCUCGACACCCCCGGCAGAUUCAACCUGGACCCCUGUGUGCUGGGCCGGGAGCAGUUCUCGGCUGGGAGGUAUUACUGGGAGAUCCAGGUGGGACGCAGGAAGGCCUGGAACUUGGGCGUGUGUCUGGAGAGCUUGGAUCGGAAGGGAAGGAUCCCCAAGGCACCCCAGCAUGGGCUCUGGGCCCUGGAGCUAUAUAGGAAGGCAUUCUGGGCGCUUGCCUUCCCGAGGGUUCGCCUGCACCCUUCGGAGCCCCUGCAGCGGGUGGGCAUUUUCCUGGACUGUGAUGCAGGCAGUAUCUCCUUCUACAGCGUAGACAAUGGAUCCCUCAUCUACGCGUUCUCUGGACUCUCCUUCUCAGCACCCUUAAGGCCAUUCUUCUGCCUCUGGACACACGACCCCAGUCCCCUGACCAUCUGCUCAGAAAGCCAGCCCACAGAGUCCUUGGGGUCGCCUCAGGGUGGGGGACAGAACAGGGAGACCAGCAAGACCCAUGAUCUCUCUGUUCCAAAAGGUCGCACACUGAUGGCACCAUUGUGCUCCUGGCUAGCUGGACCCCUAGAGGAGCUGCACACGUACCAGGCCUCCAUGCUCUUGGCUUGGCUGGACCCUUAG